This is a messenger RNA of Pyricularia grisea, 858 nucleotides long. RefSeq lists its product as uncharacterized. NCBI's taxonomy places the organism in Eukaryota, Fungi, Ascomycota, Sordariomycetes, Magnaporthales, Pyriculariaceae. Bases 1 to 858 code for a protein of 285 amino acids. Gene Ontology annotation, cellular component: cytoplasm. The transcript is spliced from 3 exons. The record is from RefSeq and is a predicted model, not a curated record. Gene Ontology annotation, molecular function: GTP cyclohydrolase I activity; zinc ion binding; GTP binding. Gene Ontology annotation, biological process: tetrahydrofolate biosynthetic process; tetrahydrobiopterin biosynthetic process.
AUGUCGACUUGCCCAGGUUCGGUCACUAAAUCCCUGGCCAGCGGAGAUCCUGGCAACUCUGAUGUGCCUUCUCUCAAGUUGAACUCCACGGGCCAGUCGUCAGAUCAUGACUUUCGCAAUCAGGAACCUUUCUGCUCGAUAUCCAACCGACAACCGGAUUUGGCCAGAGUAACUGGUGGAGAGACGCCCUCCCUCUCCAAGGUCAAAAUAGCAGCUGCAGCCCGCGAGAUCAUUCGCGCAGUCGGCGAGGACCCAGCCCGUGAGGGUCUCGCAGAGACGCCAAACAGAUACGCGGAGGCGCUUCAGUUCUUCACUCAAGGGUACACCAAGAACAUUCACGAGGUCUCCAAUGAUGCUAUUUUUAGCAUAGACUCCAGGGAACUUGUCAUCGUCAGAAACAUCGACAUCUUCAGCAUGUGUGAGCACCAUAUGGUUCCAUUCACUGGAAAGGCAAGUCGUGGCUCUUCCUUUCACGCCGGUAGAAUAGCAGGCUUUGACACACUCAAGGGUAGAAAAGAGCUAUGGGAAGCUCGAACUGACACUAUGCACAUUGGAUACGUCCCUAACGGCCGCGUGCUUGGGUUGUCGAAGCUGCCUCGGAUUGCUGAGGUCUAUGCGCGCAGACUCCAGAUCCAGGAGCGUCUAACGAAGCAGGUCGGAGAGGCCAUCAAUGAGGUUCUCAGCCCUCUGGGCGUCGCCGUCGUUCUGGAGUGCACUCACAUGUGCAUGGUGAUGAGGGGCGUGCAAAAGACGGGGACAGUGACUCUGACGCAGAGCAUGAUUGGUCUGUUGAAGGAUGAUCUGGAAGAACAGAAGAAGUUCUAUGCUCUGCUUGCUCAGGGGCAGCAGCGCGGUUAG